This is a messenger RNA of Dibothriocephalus latus, 201 nucleotides long. The record is from the annotation of a GenBank genome assembly. NCBI's taxonomy places the organism in Eukaryota, Metazoa, Platyhelminthes, Cestoda, Diphyllobothriidea, Diphyllobothriidae.
AUGUCCACAAUCUCGAGGGUUGGUCGUCUAGUCCUGCCAAGGACAGCCCUUCUGGUCUGUGACCUUCAGGAGAAGCUCCGUCCAGCUAUUGCGCAUUUUGAUGCCGUUGUCAAUGUCUCCAACCGCCUCAUUCAGGCAGCAAGGAUUCUGCAAAUGCAAACCAUUGUCACUGAGAUGUAUCCUAAGGGUGAGUUAAUAUAA